AUGCCGUUUGAGUACGAAUGGCAGGCAACCCUCCAAGUCCAAGAGACACCGGCGGCUGAUAAUAUGAUAGAUGCCCUGCGUACUCUCAAGGUGUACACGAAUCAACUACGAAGGUGUACAUCAUGCUUGGACAACUACGACGACCAUCAAAUGCGAUACCGAAAGUGGUUUUGCCAGUCUUCCACCUGCUCCGAAACUGCGCAGAACUGUUCGUACUGGCUGAAGGUGAUAUCCCGCUUUCGAUCGGACACACACUACUUUUUUGAGCACGGAUAUCACAGCAGUAUGCUUAGCUCCCCCCGGCAGCGGCCGCUCACUCGAGCAAUGAAGGCAGAAAUAAGGACGAUGGUCAGCUCCUCGAUGAAACCUGCACGAAUUCGGAAUAGAUUAAUUGAUCUGUUCAACUUGACGGCGACGACGGUACCUGAGCUGAAGACGAUUCAAAAGUUUGUGUACAAUUACAAGAACAGUGUUCUUUUCCACAACGACGUUGUUGCUGACGUAGUUGGCCUUGCUCUUGACUCCCGGUACAGCGACGAUAUGGACGCGUCGGUAGCUUUCUCUUUCGGAUACAGCCUAGACGAAGAUGGCAAUCCUGUUCUGGGGGAAGGCACGGAAGCGGAUCCUUUCGUGCUGGCGUUUUCAACGAAACUUCUCUUGAAAAAUCUCGAUCGAGAUCCAGAUACGUUUGUUUUUCACAUGGACGCUACGUUCAAGCUUACGAAGCGCAAGUUCCCUCUCUUCGUGUGCGGCGUGUCGGAUAAAGCGCGCUCGUUCCAUCCUGUUGCUUUUUUCAUUGUUUCCCAGCGGACCGAAGCUCAGUAUUCAGCAGCAUUGGCAGCAGUUUCAGAACAGUAUUUGAGGGUGGUGGGGCGUCCGAUGCGCAUCAAAACAUUCAUGGCAGACGUCGAGGACGCUCAGUUCAACGGAUUCACCAACGAUAUUUCUUCUGUGAUGAAGGCGUCUUAUUUGAUGUGUUUUUUU
Phytophthora sojae is the source of this 984-nucleotide messenger RNA. RefSeq lists its product as hypothetical. Lineage: Eukaryota; Oomycota; Peronosporomycetes; Peronosporales; Peronosporaceae. The annotation marks the transcript as partial. The record is from RefSeq and is a predicted model, not a curated record. The transcript has a single exon.